CAUAGCGGUGCAGAAGAAAGAUUCAUUAGGGAGAAAUUCCCCUCCGCUCCCUCCCAGCGCUCCCGCCAGCACCUUGGCGGUGGCGUGGAAAUCCCUCCGGGCGUUGCGAGCUGAGAGCAUCUUCCCUGUCCCCCUCCAUGCUCCGCCAACCUUUGCUCUUCGGCUUUGUUUGGCUUCACCCUUCCUCCGGUAGCUCUCUCUGCUCUGGCCACAGACUUCCUUUAAGCUCUGUUCUCCACACAGCUUCCAGUGCGGUCACACGGCUGUGCCGCCGAGGAUGCUCCGGAGGAGGGAGGUGCCCGCCCGAACCUGAGGCACCGCUCAGUCUGGCAAUUCAAGUCUCCGGGAAUACCAGAGAUACCUUUCCAGGAAUGCCAGAGAAGCCUGUCCAGAUGAGAGGAGGCAGGAGAUGGAGUUACAAACAUUGAGUCUGCAAGGAUGAGGAAUGAGGAAGAAGACCACACAGUCCGUGUUGGCCCAGAGCUGGCAUACAGCAUGGCAUACACCCUUAUCCUACCGGGAAUAAAGUGCAUCCAUUGAAGUACACUUUGAUGUGUGUGUCCUGAUGGUUUUUGUAUCCCCACAGACGGUCCAUGCCCAUAACUCCGUGGCUCUGUUGUACCCACCAGCUGCUUGGCAGCCCCACGGGGUGCAGGGUACUGGGGCACCGCUGCCAUGAAGGGCGUGGUUAAGCACAGGGUGCCAAGGACCCACCCGUGUCAGGAGUGUGGGAAAUCCUUCAGCAAGAAGGGGAACCUGAAGAGACACCAGCGGAUCCACGCGGCCGAGGAGCUCUUCACCACCCGGGGCCACCUCAGCGCCCACCAGAGCGUCCACACGGCAGAGAGACCCUUCUGCUGUGGGGAGUGUGGGCGCUGCUUCCAGCUGGAGGUGUGCCUGGCUGCCCACCAGAGGACACACGCCAAGGGGGGCCCCUUCCCCUGCGCCCGCUGCGGGAAGAGCCCGAGCACCAGGAUCUACUUCAGCAUCCACAUGCGCACCCACAGGGAGAGGAGACCGUUCGCCUGCGCGGAGUGCGGGAAGGGCUUUGUGAAGAGGGCCACCCUCGCCACCCACAGGGAGAUCCACAGGAGGGAGAAGCCCUUCAAAUGCCCCGAGUGCGGCAGGUGCUUUGGGCAAAGGGCCACGCUGGUGGCUCACCAGAAGAUCCACCUCCAGGGGGGACCUUUCAUCUGCACGGAGUGCGGGAAGAGCUUGAGCACCAAGAGGUAUUUCGAUGUCCACCAGAGGAAUCACGCUAAGCAGAAGGGGCACGUCAACAGUGUGUCUCUCCGGGUCAUCCAGGUUAAAGAGGAGCCUGAGUUUGCUCUCAGGUCAGAGGAGAGUGUGUUGGAGAAUAUGGCCCGUGAGGGAGAUGUAGCCCAGGGGUGUAGCAUACCUAGAAACCCAUCUAAUCCAAAAACCCUUCCUUGGAAAAUCCAGGUGAAGGAGGAGCCGGAACCACCCACUGAUGACACAGCAAGCACUGCUGCAGUAGCCUGCCAGAAACUUUACAUCAAGGAAGAGCCACCAGAAGACCCAGACUAUGGAAAGCUCUUUCAUCCAAAGAUCCCACUACUGGCUUUACAGGGGAGACAGCCUAAAAAGGAAGAAGAUGCUGAUGGGCAGCAUGAGUGGGAAGUCCCUAUAACCAGUAACCAUGUGCUCCAUGUGAAGGAAGAACCAGAGGAAAGCACUGACUUUGGGAUGCAUUACGGACAGAAACCAAACCUCAGUGCUAUCCAAAGGAUCCAGAUUAAAGAGGAACCUGUUGUGGAGGCCAACCACCAGGAGAGCCAGAGCCCAGAGAGGAAGCAGAAGGAAUGCUGCCAGUCCGCCAAAGAGGGGAUGCUGGAGGACCAGGAGAAAUCCACGUCCAAGAAAGAUCCCUCGGCAAAAGGAGCUCCCAGGGGUGAGCGGGCGUUUCCCUGCCCCGAGUGCGGGAAGAGUUUCAACCAGAAGUCGAACCUGACCAGGCACAGGAAGAUCCACACGAGCGAGGGGCCCUACAAGUGCGGGCAGUGCGGGGAGAGCUUCCGCAUGAGCCGCAAGCUGGCGCGGCACCAGCGCGCCCACCUGAGCGAGCCCUUCAAGUGCCCCGAGUGCGGGAAGAGCUUCACCCAGCGCUCCAACCUGGUGCGGCACCAGAGGAUCCACACCAAGGAGGAGCCCUACCAGUGCCCCGAGUGCGGGAAGACCUUCAACCAGAAGGCCAACCUCUUCCGCCACCAGUCGAUCCACGCCCGCAUGGGGCCUUGCAAGUGCACCAAGUGCGGGAAGUGCUUCCCGCACAGGCGCCUCCUGAUCAAACACCAGCUGCUCCACUCCCGAGGGGGAGCCUACAAGUGUGGGGCCUGCGGGAAGCGCUACCGGCUGAAGAAGUACCUGAGGAGGCACCAGAAAAUCCACGCGCGAGAGGGAAACGCUCCCUGCUCGGAUCUUGGGGAGACCGCAGGGACUGGGCCCCACCAUGCUGAACCGUCCCCCUUGAAGAGCGAAGAGGAGAGCUGAGCAGUGGGAUGCCUGCUCCUGUGGGAAUGUCCUUUGGGAAAGGGAGGAGAUGGAGACAAACUGCUCGCCUUAUGGUUGUGUGUGGGG
This is a messenger RNA of Myiozetetes cayanensis, 2598 nucleotides long. Its product is annotated as zinc finger protein 260-like. The transcript has 2 exons. The record is from RefSeq and is a predicted model, not a curated record. Lineage: Eukaryota; Metazoa; Chordata; Aves; Passeriformes; Tyrannidae. The coding region runs from base 676 to 2511 and encodes 611 amino acids.